Messenger RNA from Magnolia sinica, 1634 nucleotides. Its product is annotated as probable homogentisate phytyltransferase 1, chloroplastic. Gene Ontology annotation, molecular function: prenyltransferase activity. The transcript has 13 exons. Gene Ontology annotation, cellular component: membrane. Lineage: Eukaryota; Viridiplantae; Streptophyta; Magnoliopsida; Magnoliales; Magnoliaceae. The coding region runs from base 24 to 1259 and encodes 411 amino acids. The record is from RefSeq and is a predicted model, not a curated record.
UCUCUCUCUCUCUCUCUCAAGCCAUGCUUUCCAACCAUGCCCAUGCAUGCUUUUUCUCAAAAUACCCCCAUAAAAUCAUAGGAGUAAGGAAAAAUGGAUACAUAAAUACCCAUAGAAAAGGUUAUGUUAUACAAUUUCAAGUGCUAGUGAAUCAGAAGUAUAAUAUUCUGAACAGAUCCAACAAUGAGCAUUUCUUCAGAUGUUGGUCUCAAAGAUUCUCAUCAUUUGCCGACAAUCCCAAUCACAGUGCUAAGUCCAAUUUCCAUCAUGGGUUACUUAGGAAAUACUGUUUUGUGGCCCAAUUAGAGAAUGCAGAACUUGAGCCUGAUUGCUCAAGAAGCUUUUGGGCUGGUGCUUUGAAACAGUUAAACGCCUUCUAUCGGUUUUCUCGGCCCCACACGAUGAUGGGCACUGCCAUAGGAAUAAUAUCAGUUUCUCUUCUUCCUGUGGAAUCAAUCUCUGAUCUUUCUCCAACAUUUUUCAUGGGACUCAUUAAGGCAUUGCUGCCAUCAAUUUUCAUGAACAUUUAUGUUGUGGGAUUGAAUCAGCUCUUCGACAUCCAAAUCGACAAGGUUAAUAAGCCAGAUCUUCCGCUUGUUUCUGGCGAAUUUUCUAUAGGAGUUGGAAUAGCAAUUGUCGCCGCCUUUUGCUUCAUGAGCUUUGCAAUGGGAUUAAUGUUUCAAUCUCCUCCAUUGUUUUGUGCCCUACUCAUUAGCUUUUUGGUGGGGAGUGUAUAUUCUAUCAAUCUGCCAUUUCUGAGAUGGAAAAGGCAUGCACUUCUUGCUGCAACCUGUAUCCUGUCUGUGAGAGCUAUUGUCGUGCAAUUUGCAUUCUUUAUUCACAUUCUGAAAUACACAUUCAGGAGGCCAAUAGCUUUUACAAGAUCAUUGGUAUUUGCCACAGCGUUCAUGUGCUUCUUCUCAGCUGUCAUAGCACUAUUUAAGGAUAUACCAGACGUUGAUGGAGACAGAAGUUUCGGUAUUCAAUCCUUCAGCGUUCGUCUUGGCCAACAAAGAGUAUUUUGGCUGUGUAUUAAUCUAUUAUUGACAGCAUAUGGUGCUGCCAUGGUUGUAGGGGCUUCCUCAUCGUCCAUUUCCACCAAGCUUGUGACUGUGUUGGGUCAUGGCACACUAGCUUCCAUUCUCUGGCACCGUGCUCAAUCUCUUGAUCUGAAGAAUAAAGCAUCAAUAACAUCUUUCUACAUGUUCAUUUGGAAGCUAUUCUAUGCUGAGUACCUCUUAAUUCCCUUUGUGCGUUGAGAAGAAUGUGGAAGAGUACACAUGUAGAGAGAGACUCACAUGCCCCAGAAAAACACACUCUUGUUUUCAUUUAGCAACAGCCAAGGAAUUUGAGUGGAUAGAGAGCUUGCUAACAUUAUUACUUGGAUCAUAUAUAUCACCUAGACAUGACCACAGAAAAUUCAAAUUGAAAUGGCUGAUUUGUAUUAUGUUUUCUUUCUUUUUCCCAUUGGUUAGGUCUUGAAGGUGCAUUUUCUUACCGCAUAAUUCAUAUGCGGAAGAUGGGCCACGGGUGGUGAAUCCAGUCUGCUCAUCUUGUGGGUCCCUCUGUUGAUGUUCCAUGAUUGAAAUCCAACCUACAGAAGAUUAUAUUUAUUGUUGAGUUUUCAUUGUUCA